Molecule: messenger RNA, 2102 nt
Organism: Zea mays
Lineage: Eukaryota; Viridiplantae; Streptophyta; Magnoliopsida; Poales; Poaceae
Product: probable cation transporter HKT9
Exons: 3
Coding region: 95-1762 (555 amino acids)
Biological process (GO): transmembrane transport; monoatomic cation transport
Cellular component (GO): plasma membrane
Molecular function (GO): monoatomic cation transmembrane transporter activity
Source: RefSeq, a predicted model, not a curated record
CACAUAACAUACCCAUUGGCUGCAGUGCUAGUAACAGAGAGCUAGAUCAUCAGGCGCUGCUCAUUGCCACCGUCCACUAGUCACAUCCGAUCCGAUGCCUGUCCGGCUCCAUGUCUUGGCCAGCACCGCGAGGCACGCCGCCAGCUCGUCAGCGCUCGUCUUCCGGCUCGUCGCCUUCCGCCUCACCCCGCUUCUGCUCCACCUGUCCUACUUCCUCGCCAUCGACCUGCUCGGCUUCCUCGCCCUGGUGCUGCUCAGGCGAAGCAGCCCCGCCGCGGGGGCGUACCGUCCGCGCUACGUCGACGUGCUCUUCAUGUCCACGUCCGCGGUCACGGUCACCGGGCUGGCCACCGUCGAGAUGGAGGACCUGUCCGCCUCCCAGCUCGUCGUCCUCACCCUCCUCAUGCUCCUGGGCAGCGAGGUGUUCGUCUCCGUGCUCGGCCUCGUCCUCGAGUCGUCGCGCCAGCAGCGACAGCAGCGCGGUCAGUCUCGUCGUCAGGAUCACGCCGGCAGGGUAAUAAGGCCGUCGUCGGUCACGGCCGCCGUCCGCGACGAGCCGGACCUCGAAGAGGCGGGUAAUAAUAUUAAUAGCCAGGCGCCUCCGUCGUCGUCUGAGGACUCGUCCGGCGACGGUGACAACCACAAAGAGAGAUGCCGCGCCGUCAGAAGCCUAGCGCUCGUGCUCUCGGCCUACAUGGCCGCGGUCCUCGUCGCCGGCUCCGUGCUGGUCUUCGCGUACGUGGCCACCGUCCCGGCCGCGCGCGACGUGCUGGCGAGGAAGCGCCUCGGCGCCGCGCUCUUCUCGGUGUCCGCCACCGUGUCGUCCUUCACCAACGGCGGCCUGCUCCCGACGAACGAGAGCAUGGCGGUGUUCGCCGCGAACCGGGGCCUGCUGCUGUUGCUCGCGGGGCAGAUCCUGGCAGGCUGCACGCUGCUGCCGGUGUUCCUCAGGCUGGCGGUAGGCGCCACGAGAUGGGUGGCGAGAGCGGUGUCCGCGGGGCGAGGAGGGCACGACGAGGAGCUCGAGCCCGUGAGCGUGGACCGGAGCGCCGCCGCCGCGGGCUUCGGCCACCUGCUGCCGUCCGUCCCGCGGGCGGCGUCCCUCGCCGCCACGGUGGUCGCCGUCGCGGCCGCCGCCGCGGCGCUCCUCUGCUGCAUGAACUGGAACUCCGCGGUGUUCGCGGGGCUCACGCCCGGCGAGAAGGUCACCAACGCCGUGUUCAUGGCCGUCAACGUGCGGCAGGCCGGGGAGAACUCCGUCGACUGCUCCCUCGUCGCGCCGGCCGUGCUGGUGCUGUUCCUCGCCAUGAUGUGCAUCCCGGCGUCAGCGACAUUGCUGUCCGUGCACGACAGCGGCAGCGACAGGAAGAGGAGCGGCGCUGGAGAAGCAGAACGCAAGGAUGGGACGGAGAAGAAGAGAAGACUGUCGCUGAACAGCAUGCUGCUGUCGCCGCUGGCCUGCAACGCCGCAGCGGUGAUGCUCGCCUGCGUCACCGAGAGGCGAUCGAUCGCCGGCGACCCGCUCAACUUCUCCACGUUCAACGUGAUCUUCGAGGUGGUCAGUGCUUAUGGCAACGUGGGGCUGUCCACUGGCUACGCCUGCUCGAGGCUGCUGCCCGCGGCGGCGGAGGCGACCACCGCUUGCCAUGACAAGCCGUACAGCUUCUCUGGGUGGUGGAGCGACCAGGGGAAGCUGCUCCUGGUUCUCCUCAUGCUCUACGGGAGGCUCAAAUGCUUUCACGGACAGCGACGCAGGGGGUGAACUUGAUUUGGCGAUGACCGAUGAUGAUGGCCAAUGCCGUGAUAGUCCCGGUAUCAAACUUGAAAUCCUUGGAGAUUCUAUGGACGAUAGUAUAUAAGAUUGGAAAUCCAAAGUGAAAUGCGAUCGGAAGAAGGAUACACACUACAUAGUGAAAUAUGAUUUUAGAAUAGAGAGUAGUGUAGGUUUUUCUAGAGCUCAUAGAUACGGUGAUACAGGAUGAUAUCCGGUACACGUGAAGUGCUGAUGCACAUGCGCACAUACCAUGUGUUUGGUUGGGUGCAUGCGCUCAUGCAAAACUCUACAAAUGCAAAAAUCAGACAACUCCAUGUAUUUGGUUGCU